AGGAGAGGAGAGCGAGAGAGCAGCAACGGGAUGGCACGGUGCUCCCGGCAGGCACCAUCGAAGAAUGGUUGGAGAAGCGUGCCAAGCGGCUACGGGCAGCGGAGAGAGACAGUCCACUUUCUGAAGAAGAAUUGGUUUUCCAGUAUCCGCCUGGUUGGCCCCCGAUCCAGGAACUGCCACCCUCCCUGAGAGCGCCCCCUCCUGGCGGAUGGACGAUCCCCCCAGGUCUCCACUGGGGCUGAGAAAUGGACGGAGAGGAAACGAUGGACCGGAAGAGGCGGAAGAGGCCUUUGGAGAAAAACAGAGAAUUUAAGUGAACGCGUUUUCAGAAAUCCCUGCAAAUCUCCUUCUGUUUAGCAUUCCUUUCCAUUUCAGAUUUCUUUCCAUUUAGAAUUUGCAGAAAGGAUACCGAAAAAGGAGCACAUUCAAGGACCGAACAAACAGAAUAAUUUAUUCAAAUCGUCUCAUUUAAUUACUCACAGCGCCAGGGGGCACUUCGCUCUAUCUGCAGCGCUGAGCCCAAAGCAGCAAGAACAAUCUCCAAAAUUCAACUUAUAAAGAGGUUGCUUUCGAUGGGCAGGUUUUAUUGCCCUGCCACCUCUCUGUCCCGUUCCACCACCACCACCACCAAACCCCCCAGGAGUUGCUCAGUUUAAGCAUCAGCAAAGGAAAGUUACGUAUUAAGGAGGAUUAAUUCUCUUAACAGGCCCCUGCUAGGAUGAAAGAAUAAAUAUAGCAAAUUCUUAUUAUUGCUAGGUAUGGAUUUUAUAAUCACAGCGAGCAGCGAAUUGGCAAAUACUGAAUUCCUGAGAAAAAUAACAACCGCUUGCUUUCUGCAAAUCUCUACUCAACAUUUUUCGCCAACUGGCCAAUGCUCAAACUUAUUUUCAUCGUGUUUCUGCUUCAAGAGACCCCACUUAAUGUGUGUGUAUUUCUUGUUAAUAAAGUC
Notechis scutatus (mainland tiger snake) is the source of this 949-nucleotide messenger RNA. The record is from RefSeq and is a predicted model, not a curated record. NCBI's taxonomy places the organism in Eukaryota, Metazoa, Chordata, Lepidosauria, Squamata, Elapidae.